This is a messenger RNA of Trichomycterus rosablanca, 906 nucleotides long. RefSeq names its product phospholemman-like. The record is from RefSeq and is a predicted model, not a curated record. NCBI's taxonomy places the organism in Eukaryota, Metazoa, Chordata, Actinopteri, Siluriformes, Trichomycteridae. Gene Ontology annotation, molecular function: sodium channel regulator activity. Bases 181 to 456 code for a protein of 91 amino acids. Gene Ontology annotation, cellular component: membrane. Gene Ontology annotation, biological process: regulation of sodium ion transmembrane transporter activity. The transcript has 8 exons.
AGUCUGUUUCUCGUUCUAGUGCAGGCAGAAUUGGCCAGUUAUGCACAGCAGACUGCAGAAGCUCAGCAGCAUAUAAUCAGAGCAGAAGUGAUUUUUCGAGAUACAUCAGGAAUCAUUUAAUCACACAAGGGUUACAUGAUACACAAAUGUUGCCAUUUUUGAAUGUAAAGGAACUGAACCAUGGCUCGGAUUUUGUCACUGGCUUUAAUCACACUUGUGACCCUCGUCUUGGCAGAGGACCAGCAGAAAGCGGAGGAGGACCCGUUCACUUUUGAUUAUUAUCGGCUUCGUGUUGGAGGGCUGAUUGUGGCAGCAGUGUUGUGUCUGAUUGGCAUCACUAUUCUGUUUAGUGGCCACUGCAGAUGUAAAUUUAACCAGGACAAGAGGAGAAGGACAGGAAGUAAUGCAGCCACCCAGCAGAUGCUUAAUGACACAGCAAGAGCCAGUGAAUGUUAAAUGCUUCUACUGAUUCUACUACUAUUCAGUGUCUGUCUGACUGAAGAUGAGAGAACGGAGGAAGUGCUACAGUACUUUGUUCUCUGGAACUGGUGAUUUGAACAUAGAAUAGGCCAUUGACAUAUUAUCUGAUUAUUAAUCACCUGUGUGCUUCUCAUGUGGCUCCAACAUUGUAUUAAAUUACCAGCUCUGUAGUUAUCGUAUUUCUAACAUGUAUACUAAGAGUUUGUGUUGUAAAAAUCUGUUUGUCCUGAUGAUCAGUAGCCACAUGACGAUGCUCCUAACCAAAAAGUACAAGCAAUAUAACCACAGUUUUAUUUCUGUCAAUGUUGAAUUUUGUGAAAUCACUCUAAUAACCACCACUUACGACCACCACUUAAUUCCAUGUCACUGUCUCAUGUAUGAGAAAUAGUUCAUUGGAAACGAUGAUAAUAAAAUAAAUUAAACCAA